CACGGAAGCCGAAAUUUUGACAUGCUAUGACAUUGUUUACGUUUCGUGCCAAAGAAAAUGAAUAAAAAGUAUGACGAAACGGUUGUGCUUUGGUAGUGGUGUAUUAUAUGACGUCACCAUCAACCAUCAAUUAUAUGACGUCAACCAUCAACAGAACGGCGAAUAUUAAUAUCGAGAAUUUCCAACUGGACUGUUAGUCCAACAGCAAGAUGAAUGGCCAGAGUUUCCUCCCUUUGGUAUGGUUGAUUGGGAAAAAAAACGUAAGAUAACGAACUGAAAAAGAAUGCCCAAGUUGCCGAAGGAAAUAGAUAGUGAAGGGAACCAAUCGAAUUACGGCUUCAACAAACAGAAACGACAAGCAGACACCGAAUCCAGUAUUUCACCGCUCAGAACAAUGGCCAUUCCGGCUACUAAUACGGCUACGGACGCACCUCCGAAUGCGAACAAUCUUCCAUCGAUUGCAUCCACCGGAGUGCUUCUGAAGUCACUCAAUUCUUCCGUUGUGAAACCAAUUUUCGACUACGUCUUUGUUUUAAACAUUCGCAAAUCGGAAACCUAUUCCCCACUGUGUCAAGGUAAUGUCCACCAUCGAGCUGAACAGCGACAGUGUGCUGCAGUUUCUAAAGCAGUGCUUCAUGACACGACUGCCCAAUCUGAAACCCUGCUAUCAGCGUUCAAAACUCAAAUCACGUUACCAUACCCAACUUGAUGAAUGGCCAGAGUUUCCUUUGGUGUUUGGAGGCGAUGACGAAGCAAACGGAACCUAUCGUUACCACGAAGUUUAUUGUCGAAGAAAUCGAC
Molecule: messenger RNA, 801 nt
Organism: Uranotaenia lowii
Lineage: Eukaryota; Metazoa; Arthropoda; Insecta; Diptera; Culicidae
Exons: 3
Coding region: 284-709 (141 amino acids)
Source: RefSeq, a predicted model, not a curated record